AUGUUCUUUAAUACAAAGAAUCUACCAUGUUUGAAGACAUUCCAACAACAGAUUCUAAGGAAUCACCUAAAGUCAUUCAAUUCAAUAAUCUACAAGUCAAUUGAGAAGGCGCCCAUUGACAUGCUGUACCUAUCGUACGAUGACUUUCCACAUCACUACACCACAUCAUAUGGCUUGAUCGAGAAACAAAAGGCCGCCAACCAGCCCUUGGACCUGUCUUCCAUCCCACUGAACGUCGGAUCGCUCACCUUUGGCAACCUCUACAAAGAGCCGUUGCUGCCUCACACAAUCCCCUCGACAAUAACCAUACUUAACCUUGGCAAUGGGUUCAGCAACCUAUUGUUCCCAGGAACUAUCCCAACUACGGUCACAAGUCUGGACCUGGGCAACAAGUUCAAUCACCCUUUGGUCCCAGGCUCAAUCCCCGCCUCAGUUCGUCAACUAAGAUUUGGUACAUCGUAUGAUAAGCAGUUGCCUCCAGGUUGGAUACCGUCAUCUGUUGAGGACCUCGAGCUAUCGUCCCCAAAGACACACCAACUGGAGGUCGGAUCAAUCCCAUCUUCAGUGCGCCUUCUCAAACUAUCCUACGUCCACACACUCACACCUGGAAUCAUUCCAAAGUCGUCGUCCAUCGAGCGACUAACUUUGAUGAACUAUAACAAACCGAUUGUAGAAGAUGCCCUGCCUGAGGGCAUCAAGUACAUCGACUUUGGCAUCAACUUUAGCAAUGUGAUUACACUGGGCGCAUUGCCAAUGUCACUGACCGAGAUGGUCUACUCCCACACAUACACACCUCUGGACGUUGAGGCGCUUCCUCCCUCACUCACGCGUCUCACUCUUAACGUCCAUCCACAGAUACAUACACCAUUCCCCAACACAAUCACUCAUUUGGUGCUCAACUAUCAUUCGGUUGGCUCAACAUUGGAGUUUAUACCAGACUCUGUCACGCACCUAACGCUUGGCAACCGAUUCAAUGUUGCCCUCUACACUAAUGAUGACCCUAAACCUGGCUUCAUCGAACGCUUCUUCUGGGGCAAAGGGGAGCAGGAUGAUAAGAACAUCACAUCCAAUCUACCUCCACAUCUCGAGUCCCUCAUACUUGGAGAAAUGUAUGACCAGCCAAUCCCUCGCGGCGUGUUGCCUCAAUCGCUACGAAAGUUAGUGCUUGGAAGAGACUUUAAUCAGAUAUUGACACAAGGUGCCCUUCCCGAUGCCCUGACCCAUAUUACGCUUGGACCAAAGAUGGCGCGAACAGACGUGUACUUCCCGCCUGCCCUCACGCAUAUAUCCUUCCCCAUGGGCACACCGAUCAAGAUGGCCGAGAUGCCUUUGAAUGUCAAACACUUGGAGAUACUCAUUGGUCACAACUUGACCAAGGUUCUACGAGUCGAGCCGUCCUACUCACUAACACUGUGCGAGUCACUCUAUGCUGGUGGCUUUGUCUCCAACUCAAUGCUGGACAGAUUAAUCGAGACAUCGCUCAACAUUCACAUGCACAUCGAGUCAUUGUUCCAGUCCCGAGUUUACAUUCAUUGA
Messenger RNA from Acytostelium subglobosum LB1, 1536 nucleotides. RefSeq lists its product as hypothetical. The record is from RefSeq and is a predicted model, not a curated record. The transcript has a single exon. Lineage: Eukaryota; Evosea; Eumycetozoa; Acytosteliales; Acytosteliaceae. The coding region runs from base 1 to 1536 and encodes 511 amino acids.